UUAUUUAAAGCCAUUGCUGUCGACUUAGAGCCAAACUGUGGAGUUCAUAGACGUCUCGAGUUGGAGUCAACCUGCGCGAACAUACUUAUUAAGGGUUCUCCAAACGAUAAUGGUUAUCUCAACAACUUCAUGUCAGCCAGACUGUCAGGCUCUCUUUCCUCCCAUUCAGAACAUGAGGGAGCCGAGGAAGGCGAACGAAUAUUCUUGGAGUCUGCUAAGUCAUGCGAAGAUUCUUUGAUGUCAACCGACCUGGUGGCUCGGGUUCGUAGCCACUUGGCUUACCAAAUAGCGCAUCUGGUAGACCUCGAAGGCCGUGGACUGGUACAUGCGGCUGCAGUGGGCGGUAGUCUCGAUUGCCUCCGCUUGGUUCUCGUUGCCGCCGGUGCUAUUCCAUUAAUCAGGUCUGGGUGUCGCUUGAAGAGAUUGGUAUCAAUGGCCGACUCUGUAUCCGCCUCCGAUUCCAGAGGCCGACAACCACUCCAUCUGGCAGCUGCUUCAUGCGCCCUAGCCACCUCAAAGACUUCCAUUGAUGAAAGCUCAAGCAAUUCGGCUGUUUCACGUCCUAUAUAUUCCGGAAUACCUGAGGAUUCCUGCGAUCCAUUCGCUGCUUCUGGAAACGGAAAUACGGAAUCUUAUUUUCGGCACAGCCGACUCACCACCCUUCCCCGACACUUUACUUCAAAGACGGUUACAUCAAGAAAUGAUCUUCUCUCUGGAUCCCCACCGCUUGCUUCUUUUGUAUCCCCUUCCCCUUUCUUCUCAAACUCAUCAGCCUCAUCUUCAUUCUGCAAUACAUCAGGCACAAAUCAUAUGUCUACGUCAGGGGGGUAUGGUCGCGUGAAUGCGAUCGAUACGGCCCUUAACAUGUCGUUGGCCCUGAUAAAGGUAAUCUUUUUACUUUCAAUUGUCUUUGGUCUUUUGUAUCAAUAUAUUUCGAAAUCCAAAAGAUUUUCUUUAAACUAA
Messenger RNA from Protopolystoma xenopodis, 963 nucleotides. The record is from the annotation of a GenBank genome assembly. NCBI's taxonomy places the organism in Eukaryota, Metazoa, Platyhelminthes, Monogenea, Polystomatidea, Polystomatidae.